CGUUCAUUGAUUAUGUAGCCUGUGUGGUGUCUGCGGGGUCACAACAGCUAGCGACAGUGUGCUGCCGUUUCAUUCAUAAUAGUGCGUUAGGUCAGGUCAAUAUUUGGUUAAAUACCACGGGAUCAUGUCGACUGCAAUGAAUUUUGGUUCUAAAACAUUUAAGCCGCGUGCUCCGGACAAAGGAUCUUUCCCUUUAGAUCACUUCGGAGAGUGUAAACUUUUCAAAGAGAAAUUCAUGAAGUGUUUGCGAGGUAAUGGCUAUGACAACUCCUUAUGUCGGCAACAGUCCAAAGAGUAUCUGGAAUGCAGAAUGGAAAGGCAGUUAAUGGCAAAGGAGCCACUGGAGAAAUUGGGAUUCAAGGAUCUGGUUGACACGCCUCCCCAGACGUCAAAAGACCCCAAACCUUGAAUAGAAACUUCUGCUGUUUUUGCAGAUGAUGCCCCGUCAACACAAAAAGCACUUGACAUUCAUUACCGCUACCAUUCAGCCACAGAUCUAUGUCGUUGAGGCUUUUGCUUCCAUCCGAUAAAUGCUGGGAGAAUGUUUUUGUCUUUCCUCGACCAACUUCUGUACAGUGUAAAUUAAUAUUGUGUAACAUAUAUAAAUAUUUUCUUAACCAA
Molecule: messenger RNA, 621 nt
Organism: Conger conger (European conger)
Lineage: Eukaryota; Metazoa; Chordata; Actinopteri; Anguilliformes; Congridae
Gene: cox19
Product: cytochrome c oxidase assembly protein COX19
Exons: 3
Coding region: 125-409 (94 amino acids)
Biological process (GO): mitochondrial respiratory chain complex IV assembly
Cellular component (GO): mitochondrial intermembrane space
Source: RefSeq, a predicted model, not a curated record